AGUCGUGGAGCACUCACAGAAGUGCGUGCCCACGGCUAGUAAUUUAAGAGGGAUAAUCGGAUAAAUGGUAUAAUCAUACCCACGGACGGAAGCAUUGCAGUGUUGCAGGUUUGAACUUCGAAUCCUUACCCGCGACAGCACAUUCAAAGAAGCACUUCCAAAAUUCCUCCAAAAUCUGAAAAGCCCUAAACCACCGGCGAGAGAGUAUACUUUCGGCCCUCAGAUCUAGAACAUGGCCGCGAUCGAGUCUCAAUCCGUAGACUCCCAAACGCCGGAAGAUCGGAUGGAUGAGGACGAGCUCGAAGAGCUGGAGAAGCUGGAGGCUCAGGUUACUCAGAUGGCCCAGCAGAUCCUGCACUACAGAGAGACUCUGCCGGAUCAGCUCAAGGACAUCUUCGCUUCCACACUCAUUGCGCAGAGGCCCCUUCUGCCCCUUGUCGAAUAUGAGUCGGAACCAGGCCCCUCUGGUGACCCAAACCAAGGUGCUGUUAGAGAUGCCAAUUCAAAUAAACGGGUACUAGCCAAAGACAAUCGAGAGACCAGUGAGAAAAUGCAGUUGCUUAAAGAUAAGGUUUCUAGCAACGUCUCAGCCAUGCCCAUUGUUUUGAAGAGAAUGGAGGAUUGUAUCUCUAGGAUUGAUGAACUUGAUUCAUACAAUGUAAUCUUGCAUCCAGCAUUUACAAGGAAAUGGACUAGUACCUGAUUGCUUCUGUUUUCCCAUUUUUAUUUUCAUUAAUUGUUAUGCUGUUUGUUUGAAGUCUGGGUUACUGUAGCAGCCAUAAUUGACUCCUUGAAUUUGUACGAAGGUAUGCCUACUUCCUGCUUUUGAAUGGAAAGAAUUGCUUGCUGAUGGAGUUGUUUUUGUAUCUCAAUAAAGAUACCUGAAGGCCUUCGUUGUACUGUAGUUACUUAGGGUGGUGCAUUUGAAGUAUCAUGGAAUACAUUGCCGGCAUUAAUAUUCCAAAGCUGCAAAUGUGGUUAUGAGAAUGAUUUUAUGCCAUUGGCAUUC
This is a messenger RNA of Malania oleifera, 1009 nucleotides long. RefSeq lists its product as uncharacterized. NCBI's taxonomy places the organism in Eukaryota, Viridiplantae, Streptophyta, Magnoliopsida, Santalales, Ximeniaceae. The record is from RefSeq and is a predicted model, not a curated record. The coding region runs from base 233 to 703 and encodes 156 amino acids. The transcript is spliced from 2 exons.